Molecule: messenger RNA, 3876 nt
Organism: Cercospora beticola
Lineage: Eukaryota; Fungi; Ascomycota; Dothideomycetes; Mycosphaerellales; Mycosphaerellaceae
Gene: LYS2
Product: L-aminoadipate-semialdehyde dehydrogenase
Biological process (GO): L-lysine biosynthetic process
Molecular function (GO): L-aminoadipate-semialdehyde dehydrogenase [NAD(P)+] activity
Source: RefSeq, a predicted model, not a curated record
UGCCAUCACAUUGGCUGUGCGAUAUCGCUCUUCACACUGACGCAUCGCUCCCCACGGACCUUUCUCUGCACGCAUUUGAAUCCAGCGAAUACACUGAGACAGCCGGAAGAAGCAUUGGCAUCAACGCAGCUGCUCGGCUGGGCAUCAAGAACUUCCGCCUAGCCAUCGUCGAAUGAGUCAGCUGGCAACGACGCAUUCGAACAGCCGGUCCUGAUCUUCACCAUCGAUACUGCCAAAUAUGGCUCUCGAUCCAAAGGACGUUCGUCCGGAUCCGACUUCAGAUCUUCACUGGUCUGACUACCGGGGAGCUAUCCACGAGAUAUUCGCAGCCAAUGCCAAGAAGCAUCCAGACCGAUCAUGUGUCGUUGAAACGGAAUCGUCAACAUCGCCGAAGCGGGACUUCAGCUACAAGACCAUUAAUGAAGCGUCCAACGUUGUUGCGCAUCACCUUGUUAGCAAUGGCGUUCAGCGUGGCGAGGUGGUCAUGGUCUACGCCUAUCGUGGCGUGGACUUGGUCGUGGCAGUCAUGGGUGUGCUCAAAGCUGGCGCAACCUUCAGUGUCAUCGAUCCGGCAUAUCCACCAGAUAGGCAGAUCAUCUAUCUGGAAGUUGCACAACCUCGUGCUCUGGUGUGUAUCGAGAAGGCGAAGAAGGAAGCUGGCGAGCUCGCUCCAAUCGUAAGGAGCUAUAUUUCCGAGAAAUUGAACCUCAGAACCGAAGUACCUGGACUGAUGUUGAACGAUGAUGGCACUGUGACUGGAGGCUCUCUGGAAGGCAGCGCAGACUGCUUGCAGGCACAGCAGCCCAAGAAGGAAGAUCUGCCUGGUGUUCUCGUCGGACCAGACAGCACUCCAACCCUCUCCUUCACAUCUGGCUCCGAAGGACGACCCAAGGGGGUCAAGGGUCGACACUUUUCGCUCGCGUACUACUUUCCCUGGAUGUCGAAGCGCUUCAACCUGACAGAGAAGGAACGCUUCUCUAUGCUCAGUGGUAUUGCGCACGACCCGAUCCAGCGUGACAUUUUCACGCCACUGUUCCUCGGAGCCAGUCUUAUAGUACCUCCAGCUGAGGACAUUACAUUUGACCGUUUGGCAAACUGGGCAAGUACCAAUGAGAUCUCGAUUAUGCAUCUCACACCUGCUAUGGGUCAAAUCCUGCUGGGAAGUCUGGAACCCAAGAUCACCAGCCUUCAUGGCGCAUUCUUCGUAGGUGAUAUAUUGCUCAAGCGCGAUUGCCGAAGACUGCAACAGCUUGCACCCAACUGCAGGAUCAAGAACAUGUACGGCACCACGGAAACACAGCGAGCAGUAAGCUUUUACGAGAUUCCGUCGGCGAACGAGGACCCAACCUAUCUCGACAAGAUGGGCGAUGUCAUCCCUGCUGGUACUGGCAUGCUGGACGUGCAGCUACUUGUCGUGGACCGCGAGAAGAAGGAGCGGCAGUGCGAGGUUGGCGAAAUUGGUGAGAUCUACGUACGAGCUGGUGGUCUGGCUGAAGAGUAUCUCGGCGAUCCGGAAAAGAACGCCCAGAAGUUCGUCUCAAACUGGUUCGUUGAUCAGCAAAAGUGGAUUGACGAGGACAAAAAGCGCAUCGAGGCUGCUGGCCAGUCCGAGCCGUGGAGAGAGCAAUACAAAGGCCCUCGAGACCGCAUGUAUCGCUCUGGAGAUCUCGGUCGGUAUAUGCCUGAUGGCAAUGUUGAAUGUGUGGGACGUGCAGACGAUCAGGUUAAGAUUCGCGGCUUCAGAAUUGAGCUGGGAGAAAUCGACACGCAUCUCAGUCAGCAUCCAUUGAUCCGCGAAAAUGUGACUUUGGUCAGGCGUGAUCAUCAAGAAGAGCAAAUCCUCGUCUCCUACUAUGUACCUGACAUGGCAAAGUGGAGAGAGUGGUACGCUCAGCAGGAAGAAGCCGCCAGCAAGCAACCUGUGGCCACUGGCGGUAUCAGACCACGGCGGAGAGAGUCCGCCAAGGAGAGUCACGGCAUUGCUCAGCGCAUGAAGAUCUUUGAUCUGCUGACACAAGAUGCCCGAUCCAGGCUCAAGCAGAAGUUGCCCACUUAUGCUGUGCCCACCUUGUUCAUUCCCAUGCUGAGGCUGCCCCUCAACCCCAACGGCAAAGUAGACAAGAGAGCACUGCCUUUCCCGGAGCAGGCCGACCUGCUCGGCUCACUGCCUGAAGCUACAGACUUGGACAAGCGGACGAACACUGAGAAUGAGCUGGCCAAGAUUUGGGCCGAGCAUCUCAAGUCUCGCAACCACACCCCGGAAACACUUCCUCGAGACACCAGCUUCUACGACCUGGGUGGCGACAGUAUCAUGACAGUACAGAUUGUGCCAAAGAUCAAUCGCAAGUGGCAGGGUGUCCACGUGCCCAUGUCCGUAAUGGCAGCUGGACAGCCAACAUUGGAGAAAGUCGCCAAGUUCAUCGAUCGCUCGCUGGAUCCCGUUGGAUUGCGUCUUGACGCUGCUGAGGAUGAUGAAGAUGUAGAGCAAAGCGUCCAAUAUGCCAACGACCUGCCAAGCCAAAUUGCGCUUCUUCCUCAGACCAUUGCUGGAGGCCAGAUCCGAAGUGCGGCGAACGGCCUCAACAUUCUUCUCACUGGUGCCACCGGAUUUCUGGGCGCCUAUGUUUUGCAUGAUGCUUUCAUGCGCAAGAGUCCGAACCACGUCUAUGCUCACGUGCGAGCGUCAAGUCAUGCAGAUGGACUCGAUCGCAUCCGAAGAACAUGUACAGCCUACGGGCUCUGGCAGGAGUGGUGGGCCACUGAAGGUGUGCUGGAAGUCGUCAUUGGAGAUCUAGAGAAACCAAAUCUUGGACUCAGUGAUGCUGACUACAAAAAAGUCGCUGAUGAUGCUGAUCUCAUCAUUCACAAUGGUGCUCGUGUCCACUGGCUGAUGCCGUACGAGAAUUUGAAGGCAGCAAACGUGACGAGCACGAUUGAGGCCAUCAAGCUUUGUGCAACAGGCAAGAACAAGCGCCUGACAUUUAUCAGCUCAACUAGUGCCGUGGACACUGAGCACUACGUUCAGCAGUCAGAUGCUGGACAGCCAAUUCUGGAGAGCGAUCCUCUCGAAGGCAGUCGGCAAGGCCUUGGUACAGGAUACGGCCAGUCUAAAUGGGUGUCAGAGCAAAUCAUCCGCGAAGCUGGUACGCGUGGUCUGAACGCCGUCAUCGUGCGAUCAGGUUACGUGAUGGGUGAUCCAAAGACUGGUGUGAGCAACUUGGAUGACUUUCUGGUGCGUAUGCUCAAAGGUUGCGUUCAAGUCGAAGCGAGACCAGACAUGGACAACACGAUUAACAUGGUUCCCGUCACUCGAGUCGCCCGCCUUAUCAAUGCGGUGUCAUUCCAUAGUGAGGCUGGGACGGUGGCAUUCGUUGAUGCUCACCCUCGCCCAACGUUUAAUCAAUACCUCGGCGCAUUGGAGUCAUAUGGCUACAGCACGCCUGUCGAGCCCUACGAGAGCUGGAAACACAAGGUGGAGAAGUACGUCGAGGAAGGGCAUUCCGGCAAAGACGAGUUGGCGCUACUUGGUCUAUACCACAUGGUCACUGGUGACCUACCUGCUGCCACCAAGGCACCUAGUGUGGAUGACCGUAAUGCUCAGGCUGCACUGAAAGCUGAUGCCGCUCUCCACGCGAAUGAAACUCCUGACACUGUCACCGCAGAAGCUACUGGAGCGUAUCUGGCUUUCCUCGUUGCGAGAGACUUCAUGUCUGCGCCGCAGAAAGAAGCAACUCCUCUGCCGAAGAUCGAGCUCAGCAAGGAGCAAAUUGAGGCAUUGAACAAGGUCGGUGGUCGUGGUGGGUCGUAGGAAAUGGUUGUAUGAAAUAAAGCAUGUAGAUUCGACUAUCGAGCGAAAAAGAGCCUUCAACAUCGCCG